UAGGGUUUCGGAAGGUGGGUCAUCGGAGGUAGAGGGUUUAGAGUGGCGGCUAAGUUGGGGGAGGGGGCUGUUGCCAGGGGAGGGGGAAAGGGAGGAGGGUGGCUGGUGGUUUUUUUUUUUUAAAAAAAAUUUAUACAUUAACUUAAUUAUUAAAUAAUUAAGUGAGAGUUAGAUAGUCAUUAGAAGAGAUUAGAGGUUAAUUAAGUUAAUUAGUGAUACUAGGUUUCUUUGAACAAAAAAAUUUUAAGUUCGGAUUUUUUUUUUUUACUAUAAAGGUUUUAACAGAUUAUUUUUCGUAAAAUGAUGCAUUUUAAAGGUUUUUUUUUUCACAAAUUUGCCCAAAUUAUUUACCAAAUUGCUAGUUUUGCGAUAAAAACAUCCAAGAUUUACCCCGAGAGAAACCUAAGCUCCCCCUAAAGAAACUCAAAAAAAAAAAAAAAAAUCGAAGGCAAACAUCGAAAAUAACACCACGAUACAACCACCAAUCUUCCACCACCACCAAGCUUCGACAAAUCAAACAACAAUGGCAGGAACCUCUCAUCUUACCAAGAACAUUUGUUCAUUUUCUCUCUCCUCUCCUCGCACUUCUAUCCUCUUCAAUUCCCCCGUAUUUUUCUCAAACUUCUUAGCUUGUAAACCUCGAAUUAAUACCAAAAACCUUGCUCUUAAAUUGAAUUAUUCCACCAAUUUUAAUUUCAAUUCCAAUGUUAGAGAACGAACGACAUUGGUUCGCGCCAUGUCAUCGUCUUCGUCUUCUUCUUCUUCUUCUUCUUCUUCUUCGUCGUCUUCUUUUGGGUCGAGACUUGAGGAAAGUGUGAAGAAGACAGUUACAGAAAACCCAGUUGUUGUUUACUCGAAAACUUGGUGUUCGUAUUCUUCUGAGGUGAAAUCAUUGUUCAAAAGACUUGGAACGGAGCCAUUGGUUAUUGAAUUGGAUGAAUUGGGUGCUCAAGGGCCUCAACUGCAGAAGGUACUAGAGAGGCUUACUGGUCAAUACACCGUUCCAAAUGUUUUUAUUGGGGGCAAGCACAUUGGCGGUUGUUCAGAAACUGUGAAGCUUUACCAUAAAGGAGAGCUUGAGCCAUUGCUUGCUGAGGCAACUGCCAAAUCAUCAUAGAGCUAGCAACUCCAAAGCUCACUUAACCAGAUGCGUUGGCCUUUCCUUGCAAGAUAUGCUCAUCUUUGCUUUCUGAGAGCUGCAAGUUUUUUCAUUCUUGUUGAUUUAUUUGUGAAAACAUAGCUAUUGAAACUUUUAGGCAAUAAUUAGAUUUGUCAAAGGUAGCACACAAUACAUUUUCAAACCAAUUCUUACAUGAAAGUAAAUUAUUGAGUUAUUGAAUA
Molecule: messenger RNA, 1341 nt
Organism: Chenopodium quinoa (quinoa)
Lineage: Eukaryota; Viridiplantae; Streptophyta; Magnoliopsida; Caryophyllales; Amaranthaceae
Product: glutaredoxin-C5, chloroplastic-like
Exons: 5
Coding region: 524-1117 (197 amino acids)
Biological process (GO): cellular response to oxidative stress
Cellular component (GO): cytoplasm
Molecular function (GO): glutathione disulfide oxidoreductase activity
Source: RefSeq, a predicted model, not a curated record